GCUUCAAGAGUCGGAGGUGGAAAAAGCCGAGAGAAUAGAACGAGAGCAGCGCCGUCGUCGUCGGGGCCACCUUAUCACCCUCCUUCUCCCGUGCCCGUCGCGGUGUCGCCGAGGAGAACUCGGAGGCAACCACUGCUACCUAGUUUUUUCUCGUUUUUCCAUCUCAAUCUCGUAUUAUUAUUCUCUCGCGGGGGCUCACGUGUGCUGCCACGCCACUCACCACGUACGUGGACAAGCAGACGUCUUAAUUAAAAAAGGUAAAAUAUACCUACGUAACCGCAACAUAAGCGGCCAAUCGUCGGAGCAUGAGCGAGUACGGGAGACGGGGCAGGGCCAGGAAGGCCGAGGAAGAGGAGGAGGAGGACGUGUACAAGCGCGAUCGUAGCAGAAGCAGGGGUGGUGGUGGUGGUGGUGAGCGAGAUCGCGGCGGAAGCAGGGACCGGGGCGGUGGUGACGGGCGCAAGGUCCAGAGGCUGGACAGCAUCAAAGAUCCCGGGAAAAGAUUCACGCUACGGGACCGCAUCGGCAGCGGGGUCUGCGCCGACGUGUACGAGGCCGUCGACGAAGAGGCCGGUAAAAAGGUCGCCAUUAAAAUACAAAAGUUGACCCCUGAGACGCAGCCCCUCAUAGUAGAGGAGUACCGAGUCCUCCGUGACUUUUCAACCCACCCCAAUCUACCGGAAUUCUAUGGGGUCUACAGAAAGUCAUCCGGUAAAAAAACGGAGUACGAUCAGAUAUGGUUCAUCUUGGAGCUGUGCGAGGGAGGCCCUAUUAUCGAUCUGGUCAGAGGCUUAACAAACAGCGCCAAGCGAAUGCGGGAGGAGCACAUUGCCUAUAUACUGAGGGAAACCAUCAAGGCGGUGAUGCAUCUCCACGAGAAUAACGUUCUCCACCGGGACAUCCGAGCGAGCAACAUAAUGCUGACGAAGGAGGGCGAGAUAAAGCUCGUGGAUUUCGGGCUGUGCCGGAUGAUAAAGGGCGAGAUGGGCAGGCGCUUCACGUGCAUCGGCUCGCCGAACUGGAUGGCCCCGGAGGUGGUCACGAGCAAGGAGCCCGGGCCUGGCUACGGCACUCGCUGCGACACCUGGGCCAUCGGGAUCACGGCCAUCGAGCUCGGGGACGGCGACCCGCCUUUCGGCGACAUGCACCCCACCAGGGCUCUCUUUCAGAUCGUGAGGAAUCCACCGCCCACCCUCUACAGGCCCUCCAACUGGUCCCAAAACUUUUGCGACUUUAUCGCAGAAUGCUUGGAGAAGAACCCCGAUAACCGGCCCUUCGUAGCCGAGAUCGUCGAGCACCCCUUUUUGUCCGAGCUCCCGGAGAACGACUACCCGCUGACGCAAGAGAUAAAGGCCCUGGCGAUGAACAUGAGCGCAAAGGGUAAACGCGACCGCAGGCCCGAGAGCAUAGUGCGCAAGGGUUACCUAAAGACCCAUCAGACCUACGUGCCCGAGCGCAUGCACCAGGAGGACUUGGCCGCCCUCGAACAGUUAACGGAGGAUCGGGUGUUGGACGAGCUCAACGAGAGGCUGCGCAUGGGCCACUUUCACACCUUCGUCGGCGACGUCCUGCUCAUACUCAACCCCAACGAGGAGCAGGACAUUUACGGGAUGCAGUACCACACCAAGUACCAGAACAAGUCGCGCUCGGACAACGCGCCCCACAUAUACUCGGUCGCCGACAGUGCCUACCAGGACGUACUCCAUCACGAGGAGCCCCAGCACAUUUUGUUCACCGGCGAGAGUAACUCUGGCAAGACAACCAACAUGAUGCACCUUAUUGAGCACCUCAUGUACCUCGGCAAGAGUCUAAAAGAUACCGGGGCAAGAGUGAUGAAGGCCAUCAAGCUGAUCCACGCGUUCACGAAUGCCGCGACUCCCCUGAACACAAAUGCGACCAGGUGCGUCUUUCAAGUACAGACGACUUACGGGUCGACGGGAAAAGCGUCCGGGGCCAUAUUCUGGGUAUACCAGCUGGAAAAGUUUCGGGUUUCCACCAGAGACAGGAACCAGUCCAACUUCCACAUCUUUUAUUACUUCUACGACGGACUGGAGGCGGCGGGCAACCUCCGCCAGUAUUUGCUCCCGCAGGGCCGGCGUAUGCGCUACCUCAGGGUGUACGACUCGGACUCGAUGUCGGGUCGCAAGCGGUCGUUCAAGGUGCGCAACGAUCCGCACGGCAACUCGAAAAAAUUCGAGCAGAUCAAGGAGUGCCUGCGCCUGCUCGAGAUGGAGGAGCACUGCGAGACCCUCUGCUACGUCCUGGCGGCCAUCCUCAACCUCGGGGACGUGCGUUUCAUCGAGAACAACACGGGCGAGGCCGAGGUCCACAACAUUGAGACAGCCAAGUCAGUGGCCGAGCUGCUCAACGUCGACGUGAAAAAGUUCACCUGGUCGCUUUGCAAUUACUGCGUCAUUAAAAAAGGAGCGGCCGUCCGCCGCAGACUCACUUGCGACGAGGCCAAGGAAGCCCGCGACGUGCUCGCUAACACGAUUUACCAAAGAUUAGUCGACUGGCUCGUCAAUAACAUCAACCAGAAGCUCAGCGUCUCGCGCACCCUUUUCGGUGACAAAUUCCUCAUCAGUAUUUUGGAUCUGUUUGGGUUCGAGUGCUUCUCCAAGAACCGACUAGAGCAGCUCGUUAUCAACACAAUGAACGAACAACUGCAGUGCCACUACAAUCACCGCGUUUUCGUCUGGGAGAUGCAAGAGCAGGAGGAGGAGGAAAUACCCGUGGAGAAGUUUCACUUUUACGACAACAAGCAGGCCAUAGACCAGCUGAUGAGCAAAGAUUACGGGUUAUUUUACGCUCUCGACGAGGCCUCGCGGCAGCUCCAGGGCACGUCGUACAUCUUCGAGCGUAUAGGCGGCCACAACAACAACCGCCGGGGCGGCAAGGCCAACACCCACGUCAAGAUCCAGAGCCAACACGAGUUCACGGUAGCGCACUACACGGGCAAGAUACAGUACGACGCGAGCGAGAUAGCCGAGAGAAACCGAGAUUACGUGCCGCCCGAGAUGAUCGAGACACUGAGACAAUCCAGCCACGGCGUCGUCAAGGAGCUGUUCACCAACAAACUGACCAAAGCCGGAGCUCUCACCAUCCACGUCGACGAGAGCAUGAAGACCGACAAGCAGCAACAGCAGAAGAAAACGGCGCGCAGCAAGUGGGGCGCCGCUCUCCUACAAUCGGACCAGAUCACCAAUCUCCGGAAAUACAACACGGCUUCCCGAGGCCAGUAUUCCCAGUCGCGCAAAGUGCGCACCUUCGCGGCUACCUUCCGCGCGGCGAGCCUCGAGAUCCUUAAGAGCUUGGCGGUCGGCGCAAUCAGCGGGGGUACCCACUUUGUCAGGUGUAUCAGAGCCGACUUGGAGGGCACUCCACGGGGCUUCUACAGGGAAGUGGUCAAGCAGCAGAUCAGGGCUCUCGCAGUCGUCGAUACGGCCAGGGCACGCCAGAGGGGCUACCCCUUCCGCAUAUCCUUCCAGGAGUUCUUGAAGAGAUACAAGUUCCUGGCCUUCGACUUUGACGAGAACGUCGAGAUGAACCAGGACAAUUGCCGGCUGCUGCUGGUCAGACUGAAGAUGGAGGGCUGGGUGAUCGGCAGGAGCAAAGUUUUUCUCAAGUACUACAACGAGGAGUACAUGUCCCGGUUGUACGAGACACAGGUGAAAAAGAUUGUAAAGGUGCAGUGCAUGCUCCGGGCCUUCCUUGCCCGCAAAACAGUCGCCUCCAAGGCUCCCAAGAGCAAAUACACGGCGCGCCGACCAAUGGAGCCUGCGAAGAAAGCACCAGAAACGUCGCGACGAGAAGAACCAACGACGGAUAUGGCCGCGACGACGACUACGAGAGACGGUCCGAGUCGAGACAUGUCUCAAGACGAAGCAGCUUUGGUUCUGCAAAAAGCUUACCGAGGUCACCAAGUGCGAAAGGAAGUAGGUCCCCUUCUGAGCAAAGAUCUGAACUUGGAUCCAGACACAAUGGAUAUGAUGAGGUACUUCGGCAGCAAGUGGAGAUCGAAGAGUAUAUUCCAAGUCCUCCUACAAUACCGUGCAGCCCGCUAUCAAGACCUCGUGCACUUUUGUCAACAAGUGCAUCUUUACAAUCAAUCAGUAGUGGGGGCUCUGCAGAUGAGUAACGAGCGCGUGCCCCUCGAGAGGAUCGACCCAUGCGACAACCCUGAUGCCUUCCUCGGCCCGGUUCGGCCGCCGAACGUUCACAAGCUUCCAUUCGACAUGCACCAUGAAAUGCCAUUCUACGAUACCUCUCACAUGAACGACCCGACCAGGGCACGAAAACGAAGACAAGGAUCUGUAACGUCCUCGAUGUCGGACGACGAGGAUGAGAAUUGGGACGACCCGCUGCGCAGACAAACCAAGUGGGGCCAGAUCCGGCGGAACAAGAGAGAUGUACAAUGCCAAACGACCAACUCCCCCCAUCGCGAAAUAACCGCCGCGAGCAGCGUGGGUCAGAGUCUUAUCAACACUCCAUUUUCCAGGGACCCCAGUGUCCCAGUCCGCUGCCCACCAGCAGAAGUCCAAGCCCAGUCGAAAGCCACCUCCGGUUUCCAGCCGCCUAUCGAUAGCCGUAGCCCCGUGCGACCGAUCAAAGCUCAUAAUCCUCGCGCAAACGACUAUGAUCAUACCGGGUCCAUCCGCUCUAGGAAGAAAGUGCCAGCACCCCCGAUUCCUAAUCAAAUGCAAACAAAUCAAUCGAGAAAUUUCACUAGUUACAACAACGAGGCUCGCAAUAAUACACGUACAAAUGACUGGGCAGCUGAGGAUAGAAUGAACAGAAAUACUUUUAAAAACGAUCGCAUCAAUCCGAUUCAAGAGCUACAAAUGUUGGGACGCAAAAACAAUAACAACGACGACGACGGCGGCGGCAACACCGGGGACAAUCCACCGUUCAACUUCCAGGCUAUGCUUCGUAAAACGUCGCACCAUCGCGACUCGAUGAAGCGCACGCCGGUGUACGAGAGCUCAUCGUACGGGCCCACCCAGACGUUCAACUACGCGAAUCGCACCGUCGAGUCAAACGUCGUUUAUCGAGGUGGGGGUAUUGGUGGAGGUAGGGGAGCACGAGCAGAGUCCCCCGAGUGGAGUCCGAACGAAAUGGUACGGAUGUCGGAGAAGUACGGCCGGCAGGACUCCUGGGGCAAAGUUGCCGCCAGCGAGGGCAAGAGCAGAAGCGCCUUCGACGUCGGCGAUAUCAGCGAGAGCAUAACCACAGAGCUCGCACCCGGCAUCGUCGUCGAGGGCUACGUGGCUGAUCUCUAAACCCAUAUAUAGCGCCAAUGCGCCGGAGCUGGAUAAUAAUUAUAUAAUGUAUACCAUCACGAGGAGAACAUGAAUAAUAAUAUUAUUUAUACGCUCAGUCACUUUUGCAAUCAUUGCAUACACGUUGUACACUACACAUACACGAACACGCAUCCGUAACUUCGUUCAACCGAGAUUGUAUUUAAGUUAUAUUAUUUAUCCAGUCGUUCGUUCAAUCAGUUCAAUUCGAUUCCCCUUUAAUCAAAAUACUUGAGUUGCAACUUAUAAAGUUGUAAGUUUACAGGCUCCCUUUCCCACUUACUUAGAGAUUUUAUCGGAAAAUGUUUCAGUUUCAUUAAACAAUAAUUUUGUAAUUUUACCUCCAGAAAUUAACAUUAAACAAAAUGUUUAUUCACCAAUAUUUAAUUCAACUUUAUAAAAUGUAAGGUUUCACUGUAGGAUUAGGAAAUUCUAAUUGAACUUUUGAGGAUGACUAUAAUAAAAAGUUAUUAACAUU
This is a messenger RNA of Copidosoma floridanum, 5775 nucleotides long. It is a transcript of the gene ninaC, whose product is annotated as STKc_myosinIII_N_like and MYSc_Myo21 domain-containing protein ninaC. Gene Ontology annotation, molecular function: protein serine/threonine kinase activity; protein binding; microfilament motor activity. The record is from RefSeq and is a predicted model, not a curated record. Gene Ontology annotation, biological process: peptidyl-serine phosphorylation; regulation of actin filament length. Lineage: Eukaryota; Metazoa; Arthropoda; Insecta; Hymenoptera; Encyrtidae. Gene Ontology annotation, cellular component: myosin complex.